This is a messenger RNA of Labrus bergylta (ballan wrasse), 2059 nucleotides long. It is a transcript of the gene ccdc51, whose product is annotated as coiled-coil domain containing 51. The record is from RefSeq and is a predicted model, not a curated record. NCBI's taxonomy places the organism in Eukaryota, Metazoa, Chordata, Actinopteri, Labriformes, Labridae.
GAUGCGCCUGAACGGAAUUAAAUGAAACUCUUGUAGCUCUUUCAUUUGACAUUAGGAUGCUAACACUUUAGCCAAAGGAAAUGUGUGACAAGUGUGCACCGACACCAGUGAAGAAAACGGGUAUAUUUGUUUUGAUGUUGUAUUUUAUGAUUGAAACUGUCACACGAUAUGACAAACAUGUGUUCCUGUUAAAAAAAGGAAGUGAACUGGUUGCUCAUAGCAUUGUGGAGGUGUUAGUGAAUGAAGCUGUUAUAAGGACACAACAGUUAGCUGGUUAACCUUGUAGGAAAUUGACAGAUGUCUGCUCCGGCGUUGGAUCAGUAUCUACUGUGGAAGUGAAUCUCUGACGGUUUUUUAAAGCUGCACUUCAGACAUCUGACCUCAAAAUGAGGUACAGAGGAGCUCGGAUCUGUCUCUGGGCUCAUGGUUCAUGCUGUGUGUCUCGACACACCUGGUCUGGCAGAGUCACUCUGGUCCGAACCUACAGUGCUCACCAUCAGCCGGGCCCCCCUCAGCCAGCUGACUCUAACCCCCCCGACGGGAAGGGCGGAUCUGAAGUGGUGAAGGAGCGUGCUCUGGCUGCUUUACAGUAUGCUGGUGAGGUUGGACGGCAGUGGGGUCAAAAGUCGGCUGAGACGGCCACCGUUACGGUCAACUACUGGUGGGAGAGAUAUGAGGAGUUUGUCGGGCUCAACGAGGUCCGUGUGGCCCAGACCAAGGUCACAGAGGCUGAAGCAGCGUUCAUGGUGGCCAGAGGGAUGGUACGUGAGGCUCACAUCGGUCUGGAGGCCCUGCAGGUCAGGCUGAAGGAGGUCAGAGACCGACUGGACCGAGUCUCCAGGGAGGAGGCUCACUACCUGGAGCUGGCCACACAGGAGCACAAACUGCUGCAGGAGGAGCGUCGUCUGCGGACGGCCUACGAGAACGCAGAGGGCUCGGAGAGGGAGAAGUUCGCGUUGUUCUCAGCGGGCGUCAGAGAGAGCCACGAGAAGGAGAGGACGAGGGCAGAACGCACCAAGAACUGGUCCAUCAUCGGCUCUGUGCUCGGAGCUUUGAUCGGAGUCAUGGGAUCAACAUACAUCAACCGGGUCCGCCUUCAGGAGCUGAAGACUUUGCUGCUGGAGGCUCAGAAAGGUCCGGAGAGUCUGCAGGAAGCCCUCAAAGUCCAGGCUGGAAACCAUCGCUCCCAGCAGGACGAGCUCGGCGGACUCAUCGACAAUCUGAGGGUCGCUGUGAACGACGCCUACACACAGAGAGACAUCGUCCUUCAGACCUCAGAAGCACCCGCCGUGCCUCUUUCUGCCUUGAAAGACCUCCACACAGGCAGCAAGAAGACAGAGUCCCUCCUGGAGUCCCUGUCGCCACAACUGGGACAACUGGAGCAGGGACUGGGAAGAGUGGCGGCCGAUUUAUCGUUGGUGAGGAGGCUGCUGGAGACCAAACCACAGGCUGAAACAAAGUCUGAAAUACAGGAUGAACCGAAGGCUGUUCAGCUGCAGGUAGCAGCACCACAGACCGCAGAGAGACGGGACCAGCUGGAGUCUGAGGCGGUGAUCAGAAGUCUGGAGGAGACCGAGAGGACGCUGGGAGAACGAAUCAGGACCAACACGCUUUAUAGCGCCGUGUUUACAUACACGGCCACCGCCAUCACCAUCAGUGCUGUUUACAUGCUGCUCAGAGGAGCCGGUUAGACCGAGACCUCUAUUAUGAAUAUGUUCACAUGCACUGAUUCACUGUCAGCAUCUAAUAAUAAUAAUGUAAAUACAUUAGAUCAGAGUGACUCAGUUUCUGUAAUUAACUGGUUACUUGUGUUGAUUUGAGCUCAUCUGAACUAUUAGAAGGACUUGGGUUCGUAUUCCAACUGUGCUGCAUUUUAUUUUAACCACAAGCAGUCUGAGCAGUUUUUAGAAUGAAGCAAACAUGAUAAGAUUUGUUGUCUAAUUAAUUCCACAAUGAAACACUGGACUACAGUUUGGAUACUAAUGUUGAUUUAUUGUCAGGUGCUGUGAGGAAAUAUUCCUGUUGCUUUUAUUAAAUACGGCUGUGGUUGCAAACUGUU